Lingula anatina is the source of this 456-nucleotide messenger RNA. RefSeq names its product polycystin-1-like protein 2. Gene Ontology annotation, biological process: detection of mechanical stimulus. Gene Ontology annotation, molecular function: protein binding; calcium ion binding; calcium channel activity. The record is from RefSeq and is a predicted model, not a curated record. NCBI's taxonomy places the organism in Eukaryota, Metazoa, Brachiopoda, Lingulata, Lingulida, Lingulidae. Gene Ontology annotation, cellular component: membrane.
AUGGGCAAUGCAUUUUGUCAGCAUGAAAAGAAAAUAACUGUCACCGCAGUUGACGUCACAGUACUGCUGCUGCUGUUUGGGGAAUUGGUGCUCAAUGUUGAGCCAGAAAUUGUCCAUCCAUUAGGUGACCAUCCUGACUUUGCGACUGGUGGUGUUGGUACCUUUCUGGAGGCGACAACAGGGGAUCGGAACGGCAGCUUGUGGACUGCUGUGAGGGAAAGUGAUCACACAGCUGUUCUACAACUGGUUGAUGCUGUGACUUUCUUGUUGAAUUCUGGGACAGAAAAAUUACCUAACACAGAAAGGCGGGAACAGAUACGGAGUGAUAUGAUGGAGGCAGUGGGAAAUUUAACUAUUGACAGCCUAUCUACUGCCCAGCAAGCAGCAGAGACAUUGACCAAACUCACAGAACACACCACAGAGAUUACUGCAGACUCACAGGUACUGAACACUUGA